AUGUAUCGCAAUUUAUCUAUCAUCUAUCUAUCUAUCUAUCUAUCUAUCUAUCUAUCUAUCGCCGUCUGUUCAUAUCUAUCUAUCUAUCUAUCUAUCUAUCUAUCUCUCGCAGUCUGUUCAUAUCUAUCUAUCUAUCUAUCUAUCUAUCUAUCUAUCUAUCUAUCUGUCUCAGUCUGUUCAUAUCUAUCUAAGUCUAUUCAUAUCCGUGUAUCUCAUAUUAUCUAUCUAUCUAUCUAUCUAUCUAUCUAUCUAUCGCAGUCUGUUCAUAUCUAUCUAUCUAACUAUCUAUCGCAGUCUGUUUAUAUCUAUCUAUCUAUCUAUCGCAGUCUGUUCAUAUCUAUCUAUCUAUCUAUCUAUCUAUCUAUCUAUCUAUCUAUCUAUCGCAAUCUGUUCAUAUCUAUCUAUCUAUCUGUCGGUCUCAGUCUGUUCAUAUCUAUCUAUCUAUCUAUCUAUCUAUCUAAGUCUAUUCAUAUCUGUGUAUCUCAUAUUAUCUCUCUCUCUCUCUAUCUAUCUAUCUAUCUAUCGCAGUCUGUUCAUAUCUAUCUAUCUAUUUAUCUAUCUACCUCAUUUUAUUCUUCUUUCUUUCUCCUUCAUUCUCUAUCCCAAUAUGUGCCAUUUCCAUGUAUUUUAUUUCUCCUUUUCUACGAAUGUCAGUGCCUUCUGUCAACUUACAAUUUUUUUUCUUUUCCUUUUUUCAAAUUCCACUUUCUUUCUCGUUCUUAA
Acanthosepion pharaonis is the source of this 723-nucleotide messenger RNA. The record is from the annotation of a GenBank genome assembly. NCBI's taxonomy places the organism in Eukaryota, Metazoa, Mollusca, Cephalopoda, Sepiida, Sepiidae.